CCGGUGUUGGAACCACCUCUCGGUGCUGUGUUUGCCGCCCUCCCUACUCCCGGGCUGCCCCCCCCCGGGGGGGGCCCGCAGGGAUCUCCAACUCCCGCUUCCCCCCCGCUUCCCCCGCGCUGCCCCCCGCAUCCCUCCGCACCCCCCCUGCUUCCCCUCCAUUUCCCCCUCGCAUUCCCACGCUUCUCCUUCAUUUCCGCCCCCGCUUGCCCCCCGCUUCUCCUUCAUUUCCCCCCCUUCAUUCCCUUUCAUCCUCCCCACAUCCCCCCCGUUUCCCCCCCGCAUCCUCCCCCUUCCCCCCCCGCAUCCCCUCCCGCUUCCCCUCCAGCUUCCCCCCCCCUGCUUCCCGGUAGCCCAGGCCGGGCGGGGCGGUUCUGCGGUGGGUUGGGCGAGGGGAGGGUUCGGGCGGCGCGGGUCCGGCGGUGCGGGCCAUCCCGCUGCCGCCCCGUUGGGUUUGGGUUGGCGGAGGCCUUUCCCGGCCCGGCAGGGCUUUGCCCGAACCCGGAGGUGGUUGCCGGGGCCGGGCCGGGUUGGGCCGCGGAGCCGCCGCCGCCGCCAUGAAGCCGAGCGGAGAGGAACCGGUGCUGCUGGCGGAGCUGAAGCCGGGCCGGCCCCAGAGGUACGAUUGGAAAUCCAGCUGUGAGACCUGGAGCGUGGCCUUCUCCCCGGACGGUGCCUGGUUCGCCUGGUCCCAGGGACACUGCGUGGUCAAACUCAUCCCCUGGCCCCUGGAGGAGACCGAGCUCUGCAAAGCUUCGGAGCGCAAGAGCUGGGGAGGUAAAGGGGAGGUGAGGAGCCGAGGGGCGGCCAAGGAGAAGACUUUGGAAUGUGGUCAGAUUGUCUGGGGCUUAGCCUUCAGUGCCUGUCCUGGGGGGGAUACGGAGCCCACCUGUGCCUGGGGACUGCCCUGCCUGGUCCUGGCCACCGGCCUCAACGAUGGGCGCAUCAAGGUCUGGGAAGUGCAGACAGGACACCUUCUUUUCAGCCUCAUGGGGCACCAGGAUGUCGUCAGAGACCUGAGCUUUGCUCCCAAUGGAAGCCUUAUCCUGGUGUCAGCCUCUCGGGACAAGACCUUACGUGUGUGGGACCUGAGCAGAGAUGGGCGCCAGGUCCAGGUGCUGUCAGGCCACGUGCAGUGGGUCUACUGCUGCUCCAUCUCCCCAGACUGCAGCAUGCUCUGCUCUGUGUCCGGAGAGAAGUCGGCACUGCUGUGGAGCAUGAGGUCCUACACCCUCAUCCGCAGGCUGGAGGGCCACCAGAGCAGCGUGGUGUCCUGUGACUUCUCCCCAGACUCAGCACUCCUGGUCACUGCCUCCUAUGACACCUGUGUCAUCAUGUGGGACCCCUACACCGGGGAGCAGCUGAGGACACUGCGCCACGUUCCCCUGCACUCGGCGCUGGACUACAGCAGUGAGAUCCACAGCAGCUCCCUGCGUUCUGUCUGCUUCUCCCCUGAGGGGCUCUACCUGGCCACUGUGGCAGAUGACAGGCUCCUGAGGAUCUGGGCGUUGGAGCUGCGGUCUCCAGUGGCCUUUGCUCCCAUGACCAAUGGCCUGUGCUGCAUGUACUUCCCACAUGGAGGUUUCAUUGCCACAGGGACCAGAGAUGGCCACGUCCAGUUCUGGACAGCACCAAGGGUCCUCUCCUCACUAAAGCACUUGUGUCGUAAAGCUCUGCGCACCUUCCUCACCACCUACCAGGUCCUGGCACUCCCCAUUCCCAAGAAAUUGAAGGAAUUCCUCACCUAUCGGACCUUUUAAAAUGUGGAAGCAGAGGCACGGAGGUGAGAGCCCCCUGCCUGGCAGCAGGGCUUGGCUUGGGAUGGAGAAGCCCCAGCAGCAACAAGGUCCUGCUGAUUCCUGGGCUGUGGAAGCAGGAGGAUUGCUACUCCCCUCAUUUCGGGGCUGUGUCUGGGGUUGUGGAGGUUUUGGUUUUUCCCAUGUAAUAAUAACCAGAACCCAGCAAAAAUGCAUGCAGAGGGCAAGGGGCAGGGCUGUGAUGACCACGCAGGGUUCUCCCUGUCCCCCCUGCUGUCUCUGCAUGUUUUGGGUCUGGUGCUUUUUGCUUCCAAGUGCAAUGUUUGGGUUGAAGGUUGGCAGUCCCACUCCUGAGUGGGGCUUUUGGCUUUCAGACCCAGUUGGGCCUCCAAGUGUCCCCAACCAAACCCACCCUCAGCAGGGCUGUAGCUUAGUUCCCAGAGGAGUGUGGGCUCUGCUGCUGUCCCUGGUUGGGACAAACCUGACCAGGUCUCUGUGGACUAGACAACAGCCAUGACAGAAUAAAAGAUUUUAUUCCUCAA
Molecule: messenger RNA, 2299 nt
Organism: Calypte anna (Anna's hummingbird)
Lineage: Eukaryota; Metazoa; Chordata; Aves; Apodiformes; Trochilidae
Gene: WSB2
Product: WD repeat and SOCS box containing 2
Exons: 9
Coding region: 558-1760 (400 amino acids)
Biological process (GO): intracellular signal transduction
Molecular function (GO): protein binding
Source: RefSeq, a predicted model, not a curated record